AUGCAAUGUAUCAAUUGUAUAUACAAUCUAAAAAUAUUCCUUCAUCGCUUUCAUUCUUUAUUCAUCAAUUUUCUUCGCCAUUUCUUCUUUUCAUCUCCAUCUCUUUCUUCUUCAUUCCUUCUCUUCUUCUUAAUUUCUUUCCUUCUUUAUUCCUUGUUUAGUUCUUUAUGUCUUUCCUUCUUCAUCCAUGUUUUCUUCUUCAUCUUUUUCUUCUUCAUUUCGUGUUUCUUUCUUCAUCGCUUUCCUUCUCCAUUCCUUAUUUCCUUCCUCUUUUCUUUCCCUGUUUCUUUCUUCUUCUUUCCUACAUCUCUUUCCCUCCCCAUUCCUUGUUUUCUUCUUUUUCUCUUUCUUUCUCCAUUACUCGUUUCCUUCUUCAUCUCUUUCCUUCUGCAUUCCUUCUUUUCUUCAUCAUUUUCCUCCCCCCUUACUCAUUUCCUCUUCCUUUCUUUCCUUCCCAUGUCCUUUCCUUCAUCUCUUUCCCCUCUUCCUUCCUUCAUUCUUUGUUUCCUUCUGCCUCUCUUUCCUUCUUCAUUCCUUGUUUCCUUCUGCCUCUCUUUCCUUCUUCAUUCCUUUUUUUCCUUCUCCUCUUUUCCUUCUUCAUUCCUUGUUUCCUUCUGCCUCUCUUUCCUUCUUCAUUCUUUUUCCUUUCCUCUCUUUCCUUCUUCAUUCCUUGUUUCCUUCUGCCUCUCUUUCCUUCUUUGUUCUUUUUUCCUUCUUUCUCUCUUUCCUUUUUCAUUCCUUGUUUCCUUCUGCCUCUCUUUCCUUUUCAUUCCUUUGUUACCUUCUGCCUCUCUUUCCUUUUCAUUCCUUGAUUCCUUCUGCCUCUCCUUCUUCAUUCCUUGUUUCCUUCUGCCUCUCUUUCCUUCUUCAUUCUUUGUUUCCUUUUCUCUUCUUUCCUUCUUCAUUCCUUGUUUCCUUCUGCCUCUCUUUCCUUCUUCAUUCCUUGUUUCCUUCUCCUCUCUUUUCCUUCUUCAUUCCUUGUUUCCUUCUGCCUCUCUUUCCUUCUUCAUGUUUCCUUCUGUUUCUUUUUUCUUCUUCAUUCCUUGUUUCCUUCUGCCUCUCUUUCCUUCUUCAUUCUUUGUUUCCUUCCUUCUUCUCUCUUUUUUCCUUCUUCUUUCCAUGUUUCCUUCUUUCUUUUUUCUUCUUCAUUUCUUUGUUUCCUUCUGCCUCUCUUUCCUUCUUCAUUCUUUGUUUCCUUCUGCCUCUCUUUCUUCUUCUUUCCAUUUUCCUUUUCCAUUUUUCCUUCUUUUUUUUUUCUUUUCAUUCCUUGUUUCCUUCUGCCUCUCUUUCCUUCUUCAUUCCUUGUUUCCUUCUGCCUCUCUUCCUUCUUCAUUCCUUGUUUCCUUCUGCCUCUCUUUCCUUCUUCAUUCCUUGUUUCCUUCUGCCUCUCUUUCCUUCUUCAUUCUUUGUUUCCUUUCUCUUUUUUCUUUUUUCAUUCCUUGUUCUCCUUCUGCCUCUCUUUCCUUUUCAUUCCUUGUUAUCCUGCCUCUCUUUCCUUUUUCAUUCCUUGAUUCAUUCUGCCUCUCUUUCCUUCUUCAUUCUUUGUUUCCUUCUCUCUUUUCCUUCUUCAUUCCUUGUUUCCUUCUGCCUCUCUUUCCUUCUUCAUUCCUUGUUUCCUUCUGCCUCUUUUCCUUCUUCAUUCCUUGUUUCCUUCUUCUCUUCCUUCUUCAUUCUUUUUUUUCUUUCUGCCUCUCUUUUUGCUUCUUCUUUCCAUUUUUCCUGCUUCUUUUUUCUUCUUCAUUCCUUGUUUCCUUCUGCCUCUCUUUUCCUUCUUCAUUCCUUGUUUCCUUCUGCCUCUCUUUUCCUUCUUCAUUCUUUGUUUCCUUUCUCUCUUUUCCUUCUUCAUUCCUUGUUUCCUUCUGCCUCUCUUUCCUUCUUCAUUCCUUGUUUCCUUCUGCCUCUCUUUCCUUCUUCAUUCCUUGUUUCCUUCUGCCUCUCUUUACUUCUUCUUUCCAUGUUUCCUUCUGCUUUUUUUUUUUCUUCUUCAUUCCUUGUUUCCUUCUUCCUCUUUUUCCUUCUUCAUUCUUUGUUUCCUUCUGA
Acanthosepion pharaonis is the source of this 2040-nucleotide messenger RNA. The record is from the annotation of a GenBank genome assembly. NCBI's taxonomy places the organism in Eukaryota, Metazoa, Mollusca, Cephalopoda, Sepiida, Sepiidae.